This is a messenger RNA of Mytilus californianus (California mussel), 789 nucleotides long. RefSeq lists its product as uncharacterized. Bases 1 to 732 code for a protein of 243 amino acids. The record is from RefSeq and is a predicted model, not a curated record. The transcript has 2 exons. Gene Ontology annotation, molecular function: protein binding. Lineage: Eukaryota; Metazoa; Mollusca; Bivalvia; Mytilida; Mytilidae.
AUGGAUACUUCCAUGUUUACCUCUUUCAAAAUAUUUUUAGCAUAUGUCAACCAGGUGUUUGUCUCUUAUGACUAUCCACUAAAUGUAUAUGCGAAUAUCUUCCAUAAAGGAGUUUCAGAAUGCCAUCAAAAACUUGACAAACUCGGUGAAGACAGGAACUGGGACGAGCUCGUCACUUUGGUUAACAGUGGAAAUGUACUGUACAGCAGACUCCCCUUUGAAGAUGAUUCAAAUUCUUUACCUUCCUUGUACACACCACUUCACCAUGCUGCUGCAGGGAAAGCCCCAAAACAUGUCUUUGAAGAUCUUUUGAAAAAAGGUGCAUCUAAAUGCCUAAAAACAACAAAUGGAGAAACGGCAUAUGAUUUAGCAGUGAAAAAUUCCUUAGAUGAUGAUAUAUUAAGACUUCUUGAGUUACCAGAAAAUGUAAAGAAUAAUUCAGAAUCUAUAGCUAUAAUGGAAAAAUCUCUACAUACUGUUAUAUUGGGAAGAGUGGAGAAACUAAUCCAAGAACACGGAGUUCAACUCCCACAGCUAGUCUUUUUAUAUGAAAAAGGUCCGUUUCAUUAUUCAGUUCCAAUGAUGUAUGGUGGGUUUAACGUAAAGAAAUAUAACGAUGGCAUAAAAGUUCACAGUUUUUGUCGUGUAUGGGGUGGAAGUGAGCAAGACCAUGUAAUUGAAAGAAAUGGCAAAACUACUCUAAAAGCUACAGGCUAUGAUUGUGCUUUCUAAUAAGUACGAAAAAGGUCAAUAAUAAAUCUUUAAAAAGUGGUUUAAAGUUUUGUAUAA